Molecule: messenger RNA, 3233 nt
Organism: Diachasma alloeum
Lineage: Eukaryota; Metazoa; Arthropoda; Insecta; Hymenoptera; Braconidae
Product: cubilin
Exons: 4
Coding region: 402-3056 (884 amino acids)
Cellular component (GO): plasma membrane
Molecular function (GO): protein binding
Source: RefSeq, a predicted model, not a curated record
GGUGAGCUUAGCCGUGCGGUCGGAACAGCUUUCCCGGUUUGAUAGCUCUCCCCGCGGAAUCAGCUAAACACGCGAAACCGUUCGCAUCAAGGUCGUUGCCAAGUUUUCCGUCGGUAAAUAAUGGACGGUUAUAUUUUUGCACUGAUGGGCAUGAGGGAUUUUGCUUGACUGGUGUUUGUGGUUUAUAAAGUUGGGUCAGACACAUGGUUCUCGGGGGAUUGAGGGUGCGUGGGACAAAAGAGUGGGUUUAUUAAGUUCAAGGACAAGGAUACUGCCGCCAACACUAGAUGGAGCGUCAGCCAAAUGAGACAGGUGAUGGAAGUGAAUGAUUGACAGUCCCAAGUGACUGGAAGACUGAAAUCCCUCGGAAGCAAAAAAACCAUAAAACUGGAACAUCAAAGAUGGCGGUUAACGCGAUGGGGAAGUGGCUGUUGCCGUAUCUCGGUGUCGUUCUUCUCGUUCUAGUUACUCCCAGUCCAGCGGCAAUCCGCAAAGCGGAACGAGAUCACUGCAACAAAACGGUGGACAUUUACGAGGAUGUGUCUAGUCCAGCAGUGACACCGGAUACCUGGGGCAAGCCAUUGACCUGCUGGUACCGAUUCAGGGCAUUCCGUGGUACACCGAGGGACUGGAUAUUGCGAGUGAGAUUCAAGAAAUUCAAAGUCGGUGUCUUGGCAAACGCAACGACGUGUCUGGGUGGUUUUCUUCAGAUAAUCGACGGAAACACAAAGACCUCAGUGAGCAAUCGCAAAGACCCGGGGAUAUUUUGCGGUGAGUCGGAGCAGCCCCAGACCUUCAUCUCCGAGACGAGUUUCGUCCGCGUAUUAUUCCACGCUGACAAUUUCACUGACCAAACCUACUUCAGCUUUGACUCACGUGCAGAACAACAGUUCGAAGUUUACUUGCGUUACGGCCAACAUCCCGAGCUCUAUCCAAAUCGUCGUGGUGAGGUGGUGCCAGGCAGUUACUGCGAGCGUGAUUUCAAGGACUGUCGUCUCCAGACAUGUUACGUCCAGAGUCCAGCUUAUCCCGGCAUAUACCCGCGCGCACUCCACUGUAAAUACCGUCUAAACACAAGACAGCCCUUCAUAAAAUUAUACAUCGAGAACGAGGAAUUUAAUAUCGACGGCCAGCGCUGCGAGAACAUCAUGACAUGCCCAAUGAGACCAAUAAGUUCCGGUUCACAACACUGUCCCUACGACUACAUACGAGUUUACGACGGCAAAGAUGAAACAUCACCCGUAAUUGGUACAUUCUGCGGUAUGGGAAAAUUUCCAUACAGCAUCAUCGGUACAAGCGCUGAUCUGUACGUUGAAUUUGUCUCAUCACCAGCUGGACCACUCCUAAACACUGGCUUUCACUUCAACGUUGGCAAUUGGCCAGCUCACGUUGAAACAGCUGGUGUUAAAAAUGGCUCAUGCGAUUGGCUCCUAAACAGCGAGUCCCUAGUGGCUAAUGAUGAAGGUAUAUUUCUGUCAGUGGCCCACUGGUAUCCACCCCACACAAGUUGUACGUAUCUACUCAAAGGACGACCCGGCGAAAUAGCACGUCUCUAUUUUCCAAGUUUCCGUGUUAAUCGCAUUGAAUCACCAAUCUUGCCUUACGACGGCGAUUGCGGUGAGAGUCUCACCCUGUACGACGCCAACUGGCCAGAUGAUGCCAGAAUAAUAAAGACAUUCUGCGAUACAUUCAGCAAGCCAAUGGAGAAACACGACUUUGUAUCAACUUCCAACGCAAUGUUCGUGAGAUUUGAGAGUAAAACUGGCAGUUACUCGGGCAGUUCACUCUACUAUUGGGCGCAUUACGAUUUCUUCAAUGCCACGAGGUUCGGCGAACCUGUGCCAAACACCGAGUGCGAUGAGACUUUCACGUCGUGGAAGACGCAGUCGGGUAAAAUGAGAUCACCGUUGAACACAUUAUUGUAUAAACGCCCUGGCGAUCCACCGAACGAUCUUGUCUGCACGUACACAUUCAUCACGGACAAGAGACUGUUCGCUCGCAUUAUUUUAACCGUUGAAUCAGUCACCUUCAAGGACAAUCCGUACAGCCAGUGCGGACACUGUUGGGACAGUCGUGCUGAUCGCAUUAUUGUGCGUGAACCGUCGCCGGAAUCCGGCAAGGGUCACUGUCUCUGCAGAUUGUCACCACCUCUGGCGCCGCUCAAGAUCGUCUCACGUGGCGACAGACUCGAGCUCAAGCUUUUGGUCGACGGUGGUCAUGCUGCAAGCAGUUAUUUCAAACAAUCGGCCGCUCUGUUCAGGGCACGCUACGAGUUUGUACACAGUCCGCUGUGUGGACCAGCUUUACUACCACCCGCCACCGAUGGAGAAAUUGAAUUUCCGAAUUAUGAGGCGCUUGGCUAUGUGACACCACCCCGAUCCAUCAAGUGCAUCUGGGAGUUGCGAGUUAAUGCGGAGAAGGAUUUGUGGCUGCAUUUUGAUAAAAUUAAAUUUGCAUCGAGAUCCUGUGAGGAUGGAAAAUUGGAGAUAUUUCUCGGGGGUGUGGUGGAGCCCUAUUUGGCCAUUUGCGGUGAAAAUGUGAGCUAUGUCAGGGAGAUGCCAAUAUUUUCAGCGAUUCAGCUUGGUCAGCCGAAAGUUGCCGAUGGCGAACCACCACCAGUUGUUAUUUUAUUCACUGGCUCAAUGGCACCAGCCCGAGUUGCCUUUAAGAUUGCAUGGACAGAAUUAUUUAGAUUACCGCGCGAUGGUUCCGGGCAAUUGAAAACCCAGAAACUUGAGGGAUGUGGAUUUCAGUGCCCGGGUAACACGGGAUGUAUACCGGAGCAUUUAGUGUGCAAUGGAGUUGUUAAUUGUCCAACGGUAAAUUUAGCUGUGGGCACGUACAAUGUCAGUCUGAUGGAGCCAGACGACGAGUCGAUUGAGACAUGCGGGGGACCUGUAGCUGGGGGGAGUGGUGGAAUGGGUGGUCCAGCUGGGUGGGCGGGAGCUGGACUUGGUGCUGGUCUAGCUAUUAUGCUUGGUCUUGCUUGUCUUGUUGCUGUUUGUAGGGUGUGCAGGCGGAGGAGCAGAUCCAGGGAUAUUCAUGUUCCGUACUAAAGGGGUGAGGCGGGCGUUACGGUUGGUGGGUGCUGAGGGUCGACGGGACGUGCUGAAUUUUUUUGCUUUCAAAGGGAUUUUCGGGAUGAUUGGGGUAUCGUGAUUAUAAAUUAUUUAUCAAAAAAUGCUCGUAAUUUUCAAAAACUGCAAUUUUUCAAAAUAUUUCGUCAAUCUUCC